CGCAAAUUUGCACGUUUUUUUUACAAAAGAUUUCAAUAGUUUCCAAACAGAUUAUCGUAUUAUAAAAAUAUCAAAAUAUGGUUUGGGAAGAGGUGGAAACUGCUAGAGAAGAAAACAGAUACGAGUUGGUCUUACAUGGAAGCGAAAUUUCUGAAAGAAUUUCUGCUAAAGGCUUGGACGAAUCCAUAUUUGCAUUGACCAAUCUUAACUUUCUGCAAAUAUCUCAAACCGUGUUGAAGGUUCUUCCAUCAUCUCUUGGGGAGCUAACGAACCUUCGAACUUUGGAUUUGCAUCAAAAUAAAUUGUCCAAACUACCUUCUUCCAUAGGGAAACUCUCUGAUUUGAAGUUUUUUGAUGUUUCUGGGAAUGCAUUGGAUGAACUACCUGUUGAAUUGGGAGAUCUAUCCAACAUACAUACCCUAAACCUAAGCUGUAAUGAGUUGAAAUGUUUACCAUCUUUUGAGAAGCUUCUACAUCUUUCCAAAUUUGAUUGCUCACAUAAUGAUUUGUCAUGUCUACCGGAGGGCAUUCAUCAAUUGGAGAGCCUAUAUGAACUCCGUGCUUCAAACAAUAAUAUCAAAACCAUCUCCACAGAGACCUGCCAUAAUGUCGCUCUGAAAGUGCUAGAUCUUUCUCACAAUGAACUCACAACUGUUCCAGCAGAGCUUGCUGAUUGCCACAAGUUGAAGGAACUGAUGCUUUCUGAAAAUCCUAUCGCAGAUAACCGAUUGAAGAAGCUUAUUGCCCAGUGUUCCACAAAAUCUGUGUUGGAUUACGUACGAAAUAUGAGCAGCAAGGGAAAAGGCAAGGUCAAGAAGAGCAAGAAACACAGUUCUAAGAGUGACGGGGAUAAAAAUGCGGAGGAGUCUCAAGUUGUCAUCAAAGUUGAAAGGAGUGACGACUACAGGGUUGUUGUGAAGCCGAGUGUAAUCAAUGUCCGCCCAUAUGUAGUGUGUGUCAUUGCAAAACAGAUUGAUCUUGGUCAGCCUGAUAUGUUUAAGAAGUUUAUUAACAUGCAGACAAAGUUGCAUGAAACAGCUUGUGAUCAUAGAGCUGUUGCAACUAUUGCCACACAUUGUACGAACUCGUUGUCAUUUCCACUUGUCUAUGAAGCUCUGCCUCUGGAUGAGAUCAGUCUUGUUCCUUUGGGAAAGAGCAAGUCUUUUACCGCAACCGAAUUGGUAAAUGAUUUGAAGGCAACUGCAAUCAAAGAGAAGCAGAGGACAAAACGUCAAUCAAAGUCAGGAUUAUUAAAAUAUUUAUCUCUUGUUGAAAAUGCUGAAAUUCUUGCCUGCAUUAAAACCAAUGAUGGUGAUGUCAUUUCGCUUCCUCCUAUCACCAACAGUGAAGCAAGCAAGGUCUCAUCAAAUUGCACUGAUAUCCUGAUUGAAGUGACAUCACCUUGUGAUAUAAACGUUUGUAAAAAUAUCAUGGAUGAACUAAUAAAGAGAAUGUUUGAGACAGGAAUGUAUUCAAACAUGGAACAUUUGAAAGGAAGUGGGGCUGUAGGUGACCCAGGUAAGAAGGAACUGAUUUUGAUACAAGUUCGUGGAACUGAUCAUGAAGGAAAUAUCAAAGUUGUCUAUCCAUCAAAAAAUGAUUUAUCCUUUCAAGGAAUUCAUGUCCAAUUUAUUUAAAUUGACUUUGUAGAAUUAUGAAAAGGCUAUUGAACAGACAUUUUCUAUGUCAUAU
Messenger RNA from Dendronephthya gigantea, 1692 nucleotides. Its product is annotated as leucine-rich repeat-containing protein 47-like. Gene Ontology annotation, biological process: phenylalanyl-tRNA aminoacylation. The transcript is spliced from 5 exons. The record is from RefSeq and is a predicted model, not a curated record. Lineage: Eukaryota; Metazoa; Cnidaria; Anthozoa; Malacalcyonacea; Nephtheidae. The coding region runs from base 78 to 1637 and encodes 519 amino acids. Gene Ontology annotation, molecular function: protein binding; phenylalanine-tRNA ligase activity.